UAUAGACCGCGGGCCGAGGUGCAUUUUCUUUUCAUCUCGUGCCUCAAAUUUGUAUCUAGCUGUAUUUUGGUCAACAUGUUUAAAAAUAUUUAUUACAGUCACAUCUGAAACUCGUCAGUAACAAAACUUGCACAUUUUCUGAAAAUAUCAAAAAACAAAAAAACAAAUUUGAGACAAUUUUUCACUUUCUACGGUAAGAAUGACCAAUCACAAUACGUUGCUGAUAGCAUGAUGUGUGGAGUGACUGGCUUUUGGCCAAUCAUAUUCUUUGUUUUAUGCGCACGCCUAUGCGACUUUUACUGUGCACUGCGACUUUCACUGUGUACUAUGGCGACUUCUGAGUCGUUUGAUGCCAGUGAGACGGACAAUUCUGAGGCUGGUGAAUCCGCUUUCUGUUCCAUACAUGUCAUCGAUACUCAGAGCAAGAUUAUACCAUUUAGUGAUAAAAGCUAUCAAAAGUGUAAGGAGUGUGCAGCUAAGUGGGUAAUCGUGGAAGAGAGUUUAGAAAGUGAAGUUGCAGAGAAGUUGCAAGAACACGUACACGAAAGUGAAGGUGUGGGACAAGUCGGUCUUCAGUCAUCGACAACAAGCAGGGAGCACCAUACUCGGCUUCGAGGAUAUCAUGCUGAAUGUUACCGACACUUUUGCAACGUAACGACAAUCAGUAGAGCAUUGACAAGACUUCAGAAGAAGAGAGAUGCUGAGAAGACAUCUACAGAAGAUCCAGAGGAAGUGUCAGCAAGUGAGGAUGCCCCUGCACCCAAGAGACUGCUGCGGUUGAGAGUAUCCCAUGAAAAUCAACCCUCUACCAGCCAUGACUUUGAUAAGCCGCAUGUAUUGCCAGUCCAUUGCAUUAUCUGCAAAGGAGCUAAGUAUAUCCGCGAACAGUCUUCUGGUAAACGGAAGGUAGAAAAAUUAAUUCUUUGUGAAAGAAAAGGAGGUUGAAUCAGAUGAAGAAGAUUCAGAUGGAGAAUAAGCAUUCCCCUAGCAAUGCAAUUUGUAUUUCACAUUGAAUAAAGAAGAAAAAGCUAGAAUUUCAAAAUGAUUCUUGAACUACACCCAUGUUAGAUUUAAGUUUGUAUCCUGGAUGAUUACACUCUGUGUGUUUGUAGUUGAUGAAAGGCAAAAUGCUUACAAAAUGAAAAAGGAAAAUGUGUAUUACUUGCAAAAUAAUCAUUAAAUCUGUCAUGACACCCGUGAUGAUUUCUCUUUAUUCUUUGCUUACUUUCAUAUGUUUUUUUUCCUUUAAAUAAAAAGAGUGUAAACACAGGAUGGAUAUACUUGCCUUCUGAAAAAUGACAAGAUCACAAAACAAAGUGAUUUAAGCAUUAAUGUGUCAUUUAUGUUCUUUUGUUAUACUCUAUUCAAUAUGUCACAGUUAUUAUUGACCCCUGAGCUGAUUAACACAACUUUGAAUCAUUCAUUAGCCAAAUCAAAAUUAAAACUAAAACAAAUACAUACAUAUAUUUUUUAAAGGA
Molecule: messenger RNA, 1478 nt
Organism: Strongylocentrotus purpuratus (purple sea urchin)
Lineage: Eukaryota; Metazoa; Echinodermata; Echinoidea; Camarodonta; Strongylocentrotidae
Exons: 3
Coding region: 229-945 (238 amino acids)
Source: RefSeq, a predicted model, not a curated record